Messenger RNA from Candoia aspera, 858 nucleotides. RefSeq names its product translocase of outer mitochondrial membrane 20 (gene TOMM20). Bases 72 to 512 code for a protein of 146 amino acids. Lineage: Eukaryota; Metazoa; Chordata; Lepidosauria; Squamata; Candoiidae. Gene Ontology annotation, cellular component: mitochondrial outer membrane translocase complex; mitochondrial outer membrane. The record is from RefSeq and is a predicted model, not a curated record. Gene Ontology annotation, molecular function: transmembrane protein transporter activity. The transcript has 5 exons. Gene Ontology annotation, biological process: intracellular protein transport; protein import into mitochondrial matrix; protein targeting.
UGAGGCGGUCCUUCCUUUCCUGCGUGCCUAGCCAAGGUGCCUGGGAAGUGCGAGGCGGGCGCGAGGGCAGAAUGAUGGGGGGCAAGACCAGCGCUAUCGCCGCGGGCGUCUGCGGCGCCCUUUUCAUCGGUUACUGUAUCUAUUUCGACCGCAAGAGGAGGAGCGACCCCAACUUCAAGAACCGGUUGCGGGAACGAAGAAAGAAACAGAAGCUUGCCAAAGAAAGAGCAGGAUUUUCUAAGUUGCCUGAUCUAAAAGAUGCUGAAGCAGUUCAGAAAUUCUUCCUUGAAGAGAUACAAUUGGGAGAGGAACUUCUAGCACAAGGAGAAUAUGAAAAGGGUGUUGAUCACUUGACAAAUGCCAUUGCUGUUUGUGGACAACCACAGCAGUUACUACAAGUUCUCCAACAGACUCUUCCACCACCAGUUUUCCAAAUGCUUCUUACUAAACUUCCUACAAUUAGUCAGAGAAUUGUAAGUGCGCAAUGCUUAGCUGAAGAUGAUGUGGAAUGAGAAAUCUCUCAGGAAUGCCGCUUCCUUAAUCAAAAGAUGAGCAUCUGGGGGUAGGGAGGAAUAAAAGAGUAAGCAUAAUAGUCAUAAUGGACUAUAUACCACAUUUAAGCCUGCCAAAGUUAAUUUUAACUCUGAGUAGGUUGGUUUGGCUGGACUUAUUUAUUAACUAGUGUAUUUUGAUAAACUCAUUUUAUAAAUGCGCCAUGUUUGAGUUAUAAAAAUUCCAUUAACAUCAGUACAAAUACAGUUGUACAUAGACAGAAUGUAAAGUUAAAACACACACACCCCAUGCUCAUUUUUGAAAAACACAAAGCUUUGUGUUAAAGACAUUAAAGAUGUACCUGCA